Bufo gargarizans (Asiatic toad) is the source of this 2883-nucleotide messenger RNA. It is a transcript of the gene SLC46A3, whose product is annotated as solute carrier family 46 member 3. The transcript is spliced from 6 exons. Gene Ontology annotation, cellular component: lysosomal membrane. The coding region runs from base 190 to 1584 and encodes 464 amino acids. The record is from RefSeq and is a predicted model, not a curated record. Gene Ontology annotation, biological process: vacuolar transmembrane transport. NCBI's taxonomy places the organism in Eukaryota, Metazoa, Chordata, Amphibia, Anura, Bufonidae. Gene Ontology annotation, molecular function: transmembrane transporter activity.
GCGGAGAUUCCACGGGCAACAACACAGUGUGACAGCGGCGGCUGAGCAGAGCGGCGGUGACCGCGGUGACAGGGGGACUCCUGCCGAGCGCCGGGGGACGAGCACCGGCCUUCUCCCAGAUUACAGCGCUGACAUAGUAGACAUGUGAUUGUUCCUCUGUGGAUUGGAAACCCUGAGCCGGAGCUGAAGAUGGGCCUCCUGUACUUGGUGGAGCCAAUAAUGGCCAUCUACUGCUUUGCCAAUUUCGUCAGCUUCCCCGUGAUGCAGCAGUUCGUGUAUCACAGACUCUGGGAGAUCGAGUUUAACUCCAGCGUCGUCUUCAAUGACAGCAUAUCAAAUUGCGUAACAAACCAAAGUGACCCCAUCUAUAUCCAUCAGAAGGAGGUCCAAAAAAAAGCGUCCGCCUUCAGUACCACUCUGGACUUAAGUUCGCUGAUCCCAAGUUUGGUAAUGGCAAUAAUCCUGGUGUCCUACGGUGAUCGACAUGGACGCAAAGCCUCAAUGCUGCUGCCCUCUAUAGGCGGCUUACUGUCCGUCAGUUCAUUCUGUUUAGUUUCCUUCUUCGACCUGCCCCUUCGUUUCUUAUAUAUAUCCUCCGUCUUGAGUGGAUUCCUGGGCGGCUUUACUACUUUUAUCGGAGGUUGCUUUUCUUACAUAGCGGACAUAGCUAAAGGCGUGCAGAAUAAGAACGUCCGCAUAGCUUUUAUCGACAUGAUCCUUGGGGUGUCGAUUGGGGUGGCAGGGAUCACUUCUGGGUAUAUCAUCAAGGCAAUAGGAUUUACGUUGUCCUUUGUCGUCCCGGUGUCUCUGCACAUCUUCAAUAUUUUCUAUAUUCUUUUUAUACUGGAAGAGACUGUGAAGAGGUCAGAGUUUCAGCAGAAUGUGCUGAGUAAGGAAGGCUUCAAGGAGCUUUUCUCUGGCGUUUUUCUACUUUUUAAGCAUGCGUCCUACAAGAAGCGGCUGACCAUUGGCAUGCUCCUGUUUGCCUUUAUGUCCUAUCUGUUUAUCAGUUUUGGAGCCUCAAACCUCUUCACCCUUUACGAGUUGGACUCCCCACUCUGUUGGGAUUCUGUACUUAUUGGAUGGGGGUCAGGCCUGUCCACGUUCGACUAUGUCGGAGGUUUCCUCGGCGUUUUUCUGUUUACACGUUGUCUGAAAGAUGCCCACAUCGUCUUCAUUGGAAUAUUGUCUUGGAUCAGCGGCAGUGCGAUGGCAGCCUUUUCCACCACAACAGUCAGUAUGAUGUUAGUGAGGGUUCCUCUGGUGUUUUUUUCAAUGCCCCUUCCAAUCUUCAGGGCGAUGAUGUCCAAAGUGGUUUUGGAAAACGAGCAAGGAGCGCUGUUUGCUUGCAUCGCCUGUCUGGAGAGUUUAACGGGGAGCCUGUCUUUUGCCACGUUUAACAGCAUCUACGGGGCCACGGUGGUGUGGUUUUCCGGGUUUUCCUUCCUAUUAUCUGCCUUCCUCUGCCUAAUCCCAUUCGCCGUGGUGUGGAUUUUGCUUUGCAUCGGGUAUGAAGAAACGGACCACGUUCUUCUGAUUAAUGAAGAAUCCAAUACUGAAGUGCAGCCCUCCAAUAAUAUCUGACUGUCAAGCAUUUCAGGAGAACCAGCGAAUCUCUCUGUCUUUGUAGACAGAGUGGUAUGAAUUAUUGUAGAACCGCCAAUUGCUGUAUUUUCGGGACUAUAAAACACAUUUUUGUAGCAAGAAAAAGUCUUGCUAAAAAGUGCCUGCAUCUUAUAGUCUGCAGCCCAGGUGAUCCAGCAGUGCCAGACCUCCCGGACUGCGGAAGAGCGCUCAUACAGCACUGCUGGAUCAGUAAAAGAGCUGUGCGCCUGCACACUUCUCUCUCCCCCUGCCUGACACCAGCCUGUGAGAUCAGUGCAGGCAGGAGAGCUCCCGUCCAGCACUGCUCCUGUCCUGAACUUCCAGCACUGCCGGGGUCGCAUAGCAUUGUAUUGAUUUAUGAUGCUAUGUAACCCUUAGAGGUCUGGAAUGCAUUGGAUAAAACUGACCUAAUGCUGUCCAGUCUUAUCCAGUACAUUAUAGACCUCUAAGGGUUACAUAAAUCAAUACAAUGCUAUGAGACCCCGUCGGUGCUGGAAGUGCAGGUCGGGUGCUGCGCUGCGAGUCUGCAGAGUGACACUCGCUCGUCUGAAAGUGUCCUUAGGGCGCCUCCACACACAGCAAAUUUUGUGGCAGAAAAUGCGGCAACUGAAAAUCAGUUUCAUUCACCUGCAGAAAUCCAUGCGCCUGCUGCCUCGUUCAAAUGACUGGAAUUUUCUGCCACAAAAUCUGGCGCGUGUGAAGGCGUCCUUACCUGACCUCUUCUCUAUAGAUGGUAGGCUCGUAUCGGCAGGGCGCUGUACCUUACUUUCGUUUGUAGCUGUUACCAGUGUUACCUCAAUAUUGUGCGGUGAAAGUUUACGGCUUUAUGUAGAUAAAUAAUGUACUCCUUGAUUUGAGUAUCUAAAUAAUGUCUAAAAUAGGAGAGCCACUAAUACUAGUAUAGAGGCUUAUGCACAUACGGGUAGGAUUCCCUCCUUCACAAUACUCGCACCUCUGCCCUCUACACAGCCUUGGAUGAAACCCUUAGGACAGGGAAGCUCAACCUUCAGCCCCCCAGCUAUUGCAGAACUACAACUCCCAGCGUGCCCUAAUAGCUGUAGGCUGUCCAGGAAUGCGGGGAGUUGUAGUUUUGCAACAGCUGGAGGGCCGCAGGUUAAGCAUCCCAGCCUUAGGACAUAAUGGGGCAGUAAAGGCCAUUUAGGCCUCUUUCAGACGAGCGUGAUAGAUUAGGUCCGGAUGCGUUCAGUGAAACUCUCACUAUUUUGCAAGAAAGUUCAGUCAGUUUUGCCUGCGAUUGCGUUCAUUUGCUUAUUUUUU